AAUUCGAUUCAUUUUCAAUCCCUUCUUCUUUAAGAAACCGGCAUUGAUUUUGUUCAUAUAUUAAGGGAGCAGGAAGAAACACUUGGGUGCAGCAUAAAAAUCCUGUUGCAGGUGAGGGGCAUGGACAAAGGUGGAGAAGUAGAAGAGCUUUCACACGCAGCAGCAGCAGCUGAAGUGAAGUUGCAGCUCAGUGUGGAUGAUGUGAUAGACAGAUACGUGGGAUCCCUGGGGUUAUCCCAGCUGCUGCACGUGUUAUUAGUGUCAUUUGCAUGGGUAUUUGAUUCCCAAAACACCCUAGUCACCAUCUUUACUGAUGCCCAGCCAACUGCUUGGAGAUGCAAGAGCCUUGACCAUCACCACACUAAUGCAUCAGUAUCCUCGUCUUGCUGCAUCAACAACGCUAGCGGUGGCGGCAAAGGCCGACCGAGUCAUGUUUGCGGAUUGGCAGCCGGGACUUGGGAGUGGGUUGGAGGGACUACCACGUCCACUAUUGCCGAGUGGAAUCUUAUCUGCGACCGCAAGUUUCUUGCUGCUAUUCCGGCUUCUCUCUUCUUCAUUGGCACAAUUUUCGGAUGUGCUUUCUUCGGUCGGCUGGCGGACGGAUGGUUAGGUAGAAAGAAAACAUUAUUGGUGGCAUGCAUCUUAACCUCCACCACAACUUUCAUGACCUCUUUUUCGCCAAACAUUUGGAUAUAUGCACUUCUCCGAUUCACAAACGGGUUUUCCCGUUCUGGAGCCGGUAUAUGUUGUCUUGUCCUUUCGACAGAAGUCGUCGGCCGUAAAUGGCGAGGCCAAGUAGGCCAAUACGGUUUCUUUUUCUUCACUGCUGGCUUCCUAUCUCUCCCAUUCAUUGCCUAUCCUACAAGAGCCCAUUGGAGGUAUAUGUAUAGGAUUAUAUCCCUUCCCCCUCUUGUCUAUACAUUUUUCUUAGUCUUGUUGGUAUCAGAGUCACCUCGUUGGCUCCUUGUACGAGGGAGAAACAAAGAAGCACUCAACGUAUUACGAAAGUUAGCGCGAGGAAAAGAAUUACCCAACAAUAUAGAGCUUAUACUUGCAUCUUCAGCAACAACAAGCAUAGGCGUUGAAGGUGAUAUAAAUGAAAGCAUAUGGACCACGAAAUGGGCCGCUAGGAGGAUGAUUACUAUAAUGGCAUGUGCUUUGGGGGUUGGAUUUGUGUACUAUGGUAUCCAACUAAACGCCCAAAACCUCAACUUCAAUUUCUAUGUCACUGUUAUAAUUAAUGCCCUGAUGGAUAUUCCUGCUGUUCUAAUCGGUGGCGUGUUAUUGGGCUUCAUGAACCGACGUCUCCUUUUAUUGUUGUCCGCGGUUUUAGCCGGCAUUUCGUGUCUUCUUUGCAUCAUAUUCUCCACCGCAUCGAAAGGCAAAGCAAAGGUUGAUGAUGGGUCCAAAAGUACAAGCAGUUGGCCUCAACUGAUAAUCGAAUCUAUUGGUUUUAUGGCCUCUUCUAUUGCGUUUAAUGUCUUGUAUGUUUAUUGUGUGGAGCUUUUCCCCACCAAUGUAAGGAAUUUCGCAGUGUCGCUAUUGCAGCAAUCGUUGAUGCUAGGCGCUUCGUUAUCACCUUUGUUGGUGGUCGUUGGUCGUCUGAGUCCAUCUCUCUCGUUUGCUAUAUUUGGGGCUCUUUCAAUCGUGAGCGGAGCGUUAAGUACAUGGCUUCCUGAGACUAGGAAUGCUCCUCUUUAUGAAACGUUAAAGCAACAAGAAGAUGAAGAGAAACUUCGUCGACUACCACCCGAUUCGUGGCUCACUGUAACCUAAUUUUAGAGCUUUGAAAUAAGACAACCAUGGUGUCUCUUAAACAUUAUGCAUUUAAAUCCGUAUAAAAGAAUGAAUCAAUGCAAACUUUAAGCUACCAUGUGUCUUCAUUUAUGUUGUGGAGCAGAGUCAGAGACCAUUACAAAGCUCCAGAAACCAAACAACCAAAUUCAAUAUUCU
Hibiscus syriacus is the source of this 1953-nucleotide messenger RNA. Its product is annotated as organic cation/carnitine transporter 1-like. Gene Ontology annotation, biological process: transmembrane transport. Bases 121 to 1776 code for a protein of 551 amino acids. The transcript is spliced from 2 exons. Gene Ontology annotation, cellular component: membrane. Gene Ontology annotation, molecular function: transmembrane transporter activity. Lineage: Eukaryota; Viridiplantae; Streptophyta; Magnoliopsida; Malvales; Malvaceae. The record is from RefSeq and is a predicted model, not a curated record.